This is a messenger RNA of Juglans microcarpa x Juglans regia, 1041 nucleotides long. RefSeq lists its product as uncharacterized. The record is from RefSeq and is a predicted model, not a curated record. The coding region runs from base 1 to 1041 and encodes 346 amino acids. NCBI's taxonomy places the organism in Eukaryota, Viridiplantae, Streptophyta, Magnoliopsida, Fagales, Juglandaceae. The transcript has 2 exons.
AUGGCAAGGCAAUAUCAGGAAUUGCAAGGGCGAAGGGGAGAGAUUUUCCAACAAGAUACAGAGUUACCUAUAGGGCACCAAACUAUCGGGCCUUUUGCAUUGAUUGAAAGAUGUGCACCUUUGAUAUGGGAUGCCCACCACUCAGUCAACAUCCGAAAAUUGGCCAAAUCUGGAAUGGAACUCGGGGAGGAAUUGGAAAAGUGGAGGAAGGGAGGAUGGGUAGGAGAUUUUCUUGUGUAUGUGGAUGACAUUGUCAUUAUUUGUAAUGACUUAAAUGCUGUGAAUUCUUUGAGACUAUUUCUACAAUCCAAUUUCAAGCUCAAGGAUCUUGAACACCUAAAGUACUUUCUUGGUCUUGAAGUGGCUAGAUCCACUGCUGGCAUUUCCAUUUGCCAACGCAAAUGUACCUUGGAGAUUCUUGCUAAUUUGUUAGCGACCAAGCCUUCCACAUUUCUUAUGGAGCAGAAUUUAAAACUCUCCAAAUCAGAUGGAGAAUUAAUUGUAGAUCCCAAAUCUUGCAGAAGACUUAUAGGCAGACUGUUGUACUUGACUACUGACAAACCUGACAUAGCAUACACAGUUAACACUCUGAGUCAGUUUCCUACUCAGCCAUGUCAACCUCAUUUUACUGCAGUUCAGAGGAUCUUGAGGUAUCUUAAAUCCAGACCUGGACAAGGCCAUUUCUUUCCCAGUUCAUCCAAGCUGCAACUACGAGCUUUCUGUGAUUCAAAUUGGGCUGGUUGCCCAGAUACUCGUCGAUCAGUUUCUGGUUUUUCCAUUUUUCUUGGAGAUUCUUUAGUUUCUUGGAAAUCUAAGAAACAAGUUACUAUGUCUCAGUCAUCAGCAGAAGCAAAAUGCAUGUCAAUGGUAUCAACCUGUUUUGAACUAUUACGGCUCUCAAUUCUUUUCAAAGAUUUAUUAGUCGAGAUCCCAUCACCUUAUUUGCUCUUUUGUGACAACAAUGCUGCCCUUCACAUUGCCGUCAAUCCAGUAUUCCAUGAGCAUACGAAGCAUAUUGAUAUUGACUGUCACUUGAUUUGA